AUGUUUUGCUCAAAUAUUUUCGGCGCCCUGUGCGUGCUUGCUCUCACAGUUGCAGCGAAGGCUCAGUCUGACACAUCAACCGCCAUAUCAACCGGCACACCACCGCCCAGGAGCCAUGUGCCCAAGUGGGUGUAUAUCAGAGCCAAUAUCAGGCCACAAAUCCCGGAGCGACCAGCUUUACUCUGCCUGCAAGUGCGCUGCUUCAACUCGGCCAUUCCUGUUCACAUCUCACAGCUUCAAAUAGACGUGGCAUAUGCUUGUCAACAAUCAGUCCUUUUGGUGAAAGAAGAUACACUUGCUGUCCCCACCGGACUUCAAACUUGGGUUCGGUGGCAAAGUACCCUGCACUGGGUGAAGGACCCGCCAGCACAUGGGCCAUUGCCUCCUGUCGACCUGGUGGGAGGACUACAGGAGCUUACGGAAAAAGUGGAAGAUGGGACCAUCGCCAGGGAAAUUGACUUCGAAUGGAAAUUGGUGGAUCUCUUGACUUCUGUUCACGAUGGACACUUCGCCUUUCUGCCAGACGCCUACUUCGUCUUCACCUUCCUCAACCUACAGCCCAUAAUUUCUCUUUCGACUGACGGUAAGCAGCUGCCAGAAAUAUACCUCUAUAACGACCUGGAGCCCGUAUCCCAAGGAGAAGGAUGUGAGCCUUCUCCAAUCAUCAAGAUCAACGGGACAGAAGCUGUUUCCUGGCUAAGCGAGAGAGCUCUCAACGGGACCAUGACUUUUCAAGAUUUGGACGCAUUGUACAAUGGUAUAUUCCACUCGAUCAGCGCUUACUCGAUCAGCGCGCCUCUUAACCAAACAGUUGGUUAUUUCGCUCUCCCAGACUUCAGUCGGUUCUGGGGAUCAUCGAUCAACCUCGAAUUCAAGAACGGGAGCAAAUCAUCUAUUCCAAUAGUAGCAUUUACGACUAAGGAUUUUUCAAACGUGAUUGAUGGCGAGAGCUUCUAUCAAAAUUUCUGUAAUACCACGGUGAAGAUCAUGGCAGCAGCGAAUGGGUCUUCGGCAUCUACCUCCCAGCAGAUCUCCACGACGACCCCCGACUCCGCCCAGAUCCCGCAAUAUCCUUCAGCCAUCGCCAUAAGUGACGAUGGUCCGGCUACUUUUUGA
This is a messenger RNA of Cladophialophora bantiana CBS 173.52, 1116 nucleotides long. RefSeq lists its product as uncharacterized. The record is from RefSeq and is a predicted model, not a curated record. Lineage: Eukaryota; Fungi; Ascomycota; Eurotiomycetes; Chaetothyriales; Herpotrichiellaceae. The coding region runs from base 1 to 1116 and encodes 371 amino acids. The transcript is spliced from 2 exons.